AUGCAUGUCAAUGUAAAGGAACACAGAUACAAGCAUGUAAAUGUAAAGGAACACAGACACAAGCACGGAAAUGUAAAGGAACACAGACACAAGCACGUAAAUGUAAAGGAACACAGACACAGGCAUGUAAAUGUAAAGGAACACAGACACAAGCAUGUAAAUGUAAAGGAACACCAACACAAGCAUGUAAAUGUAAAGGAACAAAGACACAAGCAUGUAAAUGUAAAGGAACACAGACACAAGCACGUAAAUGUAAAGGAACACAGACACAAGCAUUCAAAUGUAAAGGAACACAGACACAAGCAUGCAAAUGUAAAAGAACACAGACACAUAAAUGUAAAGGAACACAGACACAAGCAUGCAAAUGUAAAGGAAUACAGACACAGGCAGAUAAAUGUAAAGGAACACAGACACAGGCAUGUAAAUGUAAAGGAACACAGACACAAGCACAUAAAUGUAAUGGAACACAGACACAAGCACGUAAAUGUAAAGGAAUGCAGACACAAGCAUGUAAAUGUAAAGGAACACAGACACAAGCAUGUAAAUGUAAACAAACACAGACACAGGCACAUAAAUGUAAAGGAACACAGACACAAGCAUGUAAAUGUAAAGGAACACAGACCCAAACAUGUAAAUGUAAAGGAACACAGACACAAGCACAUAAAUGUAAAGGAACACAGACAUAAGCAUGUAAAUGUAAAAGAACACAGACACUGGCACAUAAAUGUAAAGGAACACAGACACAAGCAUGUAAAUGUAAAGGAACACAGACACAAACAUGUAAAUGUAAAGGAACACAGACACAAGCACAUAAAUGUAAAGGAACACAGACACAAGCAUGUAAAUGUAAAAGAACACAGGCACAUACAUUUAAUGGAACACAGACACAAGCAUGUAAAUAUAAAGGAACACAGACACAAGCAUGUAAUUGUAAAGGAACACAGACACAAGCAUGUAAAUGUAAAGGAACACAGACACAGGCAUGUAAAUGUAUAG
Molecule: messenger RNA, 996 nt
Organism: Protopterus annectens (West African lungfish)
Lineage: Eukaryota; Metazoa; Chordata; Ceratodontiformes; Protopteridae
Product: histidine-rich glycoprotein-like
Exons: 1
Coding region: 1-996 (331 amino acids)
Source: RefSeq, a predicted model, not a curated record